AUGCCGGAUACCGACUGCUUGAAGCGAUCCAUCACCACGUGCCAUCCCUCGCUAGAGGAGAAAUCGAUCCUCCUCAACAUCAUCUGGAACACUACAAUAAACCCGAAGACUUCAAAGACGCCAGUACUCGACAUCGACCCUUACCUGGAAUACUACGCUGAACAAUGUCACAUCUUCAGCCUAGAACAGAGUGGCUUAUCAGCGGACGGGCCAUCUGGAUUUGAAAUCUCGGCCCACGAAGACAUCCUCCAAGUCGUACAAAAACUAGCAACAGAGCCGCAAUCGAGACAAGACGUGGUGCAAAGCCUCAAAGCAUUACGACUACACCCCUCAGAAAAGGCGGAAAGCGAAAGGGAAUGUACCGGUCAAGAUUCAGCCCCCAACGUCGACGUCAUCAACAACGCAAUCGAUUGGGCGGCAAGGCUGCUGACCAUGAUGGACAUCGGCCAACCACAUUGCGCCUAUUCCGCCCAGCGGCCGCUCAGCUGGGAACAAGGCUCCCUGCGCGCAUUCGUGUCCAAUCGCCUAGAGCCCGAAAGGCAAAGCGCAGGAGGCUACGUACGCCUGCCCAAGCUGUUCAACGCGCGUAACCUCGAGCUCCUUGCCGGAAUCAAAGUUUCUUGGACCAAUAAUCUCUCUGACCAUCUGCGGAUGAGGGAUGAUGACAAAGAGGUUCUGAUUUUCCACCACGCAACGUUCCUCGAGAACGGCCGCACGGACAUCUUUCCACCGGGCUUCUGCAAAGAGACAUUGCGCACGCUCUCGCUUCUUCUGCCAGCUUCUGACAAAGACACAGCAAAAUGGUAUAAGAAGUACCGCUCCGUGGAGAAGCUGGACCGCAGAGCAGUCAAACUGCCGAACCUCCGCACGGACGACCGCCAGAUUGAGAAUUUCCACUUCUGGCGAGAACGUCUCGUGAUCCUGAAGCAGGUCUUCGACGAGGCUGAACCCAGCACGCUCUCGCAGUGGUGGUACGACAGGCGGAAGGGUCCACAGUGGUACACCUUUUGGGUCGCCGUUGCGGUUCUCGCGCUGACGGUAUUCUUCGGUAUCGUACAGUCUGUCGAGGGCGCGAUGCAGGUGUAUCGUGCUUAUCAUCCCGGAGGGCCCGAGGAGCAUUGA
Molecule: messenger RNA, 1122 nt
Organism: Lasiodiplodia theobromae
Lineage: Eukaryota; Fungi; Ascomycota; Dothideomycetes; Botryosphaeriales; Botryosphaeriaceae
Product: FAD-type 2
Exons: 2
Coding region: 1-1122 (373 amino acids)
Source: RefSeq, a predicted model, not a curated record